This is a messenger RNA of Toxorhynchites rutilus septentrionalis, 3370 nucleotides long. RefSeq names its product integrator complex subunit 3 homolog. The coding region runs from base 102 to 3059 and encodes 985 amino acids. The transcript is spliced from 10 exons. The record is from RefSeq and is a predicted model, not a curated record. Gene Ontology annotation, cellular component: cytoplasm. NCBI's taxonomy places the organism in Eukaryota, Metazoa, Arthropoda, Insecta, Diptera, Culicidae.
ACCUUGUGCUUGUUUACUGUCAGUGUUCAAUGGUAAUGUUUAAUGGUCUCAGGUUUAUUGAAGCAAUGACUUUUAAAAUAUAUAUUUGAGUGCAAAUAACAAUGAACAAAACCAACUGUGAAAUAACUAGUGGGCCGAAUAUUGUUAUGGAGGCUCCAAAAUCGAAACUCUUUGCUCAAACUAUUGUGGACAUUAAGGAUGACUUCGAAGAUAAAUAUGAGAAGGCUUAUCGAUCAUACGAAAAGACUAUUUUGAAUGCGAAUGAUAAAGAAUUACAACACCUGCUAUCAGCAACUUUAUGUAAAGAAAAACAACAUGAAGAGAUAUGCUUAGCGCUGAUGUACACGAUUUUGACAGAUCCAAGCGCUGCAGAGAAAGCAUAUUGUGAUCUCACGUUAUUAACCCACGAUGGUCUUUUGUUUGGAACGAACAAUUUGGCAAUGCUCGUAGCUGAAAAAUAUCAUCGGCUGAAUGAUGUUUCACGAAAGCAGUUAUUAUGGUUUCUUAGAGAACUAAUUAAAAAUCAAGUGAUGAAUGUUGAUAAUCUUGUGUGGAACAUAUUACGACAAGCUAGCGGUGGAGAUAUAAGCCCAAGAAAUAUAGCCUUAGUAGAAGGUCUUUUGGAUAUAUUUAUCGAAUAUCGCUUAUGGUUGGAAAAAGACCAGUUUUUAGUCGGCACCGUAGUCUAUACGUUUUUGAGGUUACUUGAAGAUCAUAAUGGGCCACAGUUCAUCAAUCUACAAAUCAAAGAAAUUACCUUUAUUAUAAGUCUCAUAAGAGAAUGUUUUGUUGAUGUGAUGCCCUUAGGACGAGAAUUUGUACGACUGUUGCAAAACGUGUCACGCAUACCUGAAUUUGAAUCUGUUUGGAAGGAUAUACUUUACAACCCUAAAGUAUUAUGUCCAACAUUCAGUGGAGUAUUACAGCUGAUGCAAAUAAAAACCAGCCGACGUUUUCUCAGAUGCCGACUCACCCCAGAUGUUGAACGUAAACUACAUUUCCUGAUAAAUAAUGUAAAAUUUGGGAAUCAGAAAAGGUAUCAAGAUUGGUUUCAAGAAAAAUACUUCACAACUCCAGAGUCUCACAGUCUGCGUUCAGAUUUGAUAAGAUUCAUAAUAGGAGCUAUUCAUCCUACUAACGAUAUGCUUUGUUCAGACAUUAUUCCACGAUGGGCUGUCAUCGGUUGGUUAUUGACCUCAUGUACAAAUGCAGUAGCUCAGGCUAAUGCUAAACUUGCUUUGUUUUACGACUGGUUGUUUUUCGAUCCACUUAAGGAUAACAUAAUGAAUAUUGAACCGGGCAUCCUAGUUAUGUACCAUUCUAUUAAAAAUCACCCGUUGGUUAGCUGUACUUUACUUGAUUUCCUGUGCAGAAUAAUGAAAAAUUUCUAUCCCAGAGGAGAAGACAAAGUACGCGCUGGAAUUUAUAAUUCAUUACGAAUUAUUCUCGAGAAACAGGUUAUACCAAACCUUUUACCAUUGUUGGAGUCUGUUAAAUUAGAUCGUGAAUUGAAAACAAUGCUACGAGAAAAUUUUCGAGAGUUUUUCGCAUUCACACCUGCUUCUCCUAAUUCAUUCAGCGCGGCGAACCCUGUAAAAAUAGUUACAGAUGAAGAGCAAAAUUUUCCAAGUGAUUCUAGCAAGGAUUUUUGGAAUAUUUGUCCAGAGUAUGUAAGCUAUAAUGCGACAGUAGAGUUACAAAAAUUCAGUGAUGACGAGGAUGAUAACACUAGAAUAAUGAAUACAAAGGAUGAACCGUCUGAUGACGACGACUUACCACUUUCUAAAGUAAUGAGAAUGGAAAAACCAGUCAUCCAAUCGCUUCCCGAGGAUUUGUUACAAUUCAUAGAUGCCUUCGUUUUAUCACAAAAAUCUGAUGACUUUGAAUCAAUUCUAAUGUCACUCAAUGCGCCGUCAUGCCUCCUCAGCGUGGAACAAGAGCUGUAUAUUCAUGAAAGAAUCAUAUCUACGCUAAAACAAACAUUAGAUGAUUGUUCAAUAUAUCCGGAAUCUAAAUCUGACGAAUGCCUUUCAGAAAGUAUUAGUCAUCCGUUAUGUUGUCUUUUCAAAGUGCUGUAUCACACGGAGGAAAAAUGUAAAAGAUAUGUGAUAAAUUUAUUAAUAGCUACAUGUAAUCAGAUACCAAGCAUCGGCUAUUUAUUACUACAUUUCCUCAAAGUUUAUGCGAAAUUACAAGCACGGCGGAAGGAAAACUCAACUUCUACAUUGAAAGGCAGCGUUUAUAAAUAUUUCUGUACACUUAUCAACUCUGAAUUCGAGUGUCAAUUGAAGCAGGACCUCACCAUGUUGGAAAAAACAGAUUCGGAAAUGUUCUUUUGGAUACUGCCGGACUUAUUCAAAGAGUACAGAGGUGUAAUGAUAAACAACACGGAUAUUUUUGAAUUAUUCAUAGGAGCCGUUGAUGCAACAAAUUUACGUGAUGUUAUAUUCAGUGUGACUCAAGGAAAGCUCGUUAUGUUAAACAACGAUAACAUAAUUGGUGUGAUUCGAAAAAGUCUCGAAUUCGAGACGUUUGAGCAAUUUUGCUUCUGGCAACUUAUACAAGCUCACGAUGUUCCACUAGAAUCUUUUCAGGAUAUUCUUCCUGAACUGGACCCGACGUUGCAUGCGGAAGCGUUAACGUACAUUCUAUUGUUAUUAAAAAAUGAAAAGCCAUCAACAAGUUUGAUGAAAUGUCUACUUAGUCGAGAUUCCAGAUGUAAAGCAGAUGCAUUUGUCAUUUCAGUACUCAGAUGUUGGUGUGAUGAGUACGAGAGUAAGCUGUCAGAAAUAAUAGCUGGUCUUUUGACAUCGAGAUAUCCUUCGUGCUCUCCAAACAAACGUAAACGUCCUCUGAAAGCGUCUCCAUCACAAAGCUGCACACCAACUUCCGAGCAGAUUCUACAUCAUCUGGAGCAUUUCCGUCGUAGUUGUAGACAUGGUAAUGGAACGGGAACAGGCCUUUAUGUUCAAAACGAGAUGCAAAGGUCGCUGCAGCAAGCAUUUGCUCAUAGCACCGACAGUCAAAAGGUAUGUAAAUUAGACAUGUUUCUGAGGUAGGUUUCUGUAGGUUUUCGGAAACAUAUUGGAUUGUAAAUUGGAAAACGGAAAAUUGGCAACGUAGCUGUAACGAUAUUACUCACUUGAACGGUAAACAGCGUAUGCAACAGAGGUGUAGGUUUGUGACAAGCAGAUGAACAUUUCGUAUAAGUGUUAGUGACUCGAUACAAUGAAUACAACUAGAACUACGAGCUUACAACGACACCUCGCGGAAAUACCGCAGGACUUUUUUGACAGCCUAAUAUAAUGAAAAAUAUCAACAAAAAAAAGACGGGUGGGUAAUAUCGGGGACAUAACCGGAGUGACGUAGG